Molecule: messenger RNA, 936 nt
Organism: Microdochium trichocladiopsis
Lineage: Eukaryota; Fungi; Ascomycota; Sordariomycetes; Xylariales; Microdochiaceae
Exons: 2
Coding region: 134-649 (171 amino acids)
Source: RefSeq, a predicted model, not a curated record
CCCAGAGCCUCGCCCGUGGCAGCCUCAGGCAUCUCUCCCUCCCCGCCCUAACCAGCCCUCCGCCACCUCUGCCAACCCAUUGCCAGUCCCAUCCCCGGUGCGCAAGUCCUAGACACUCCGCUGCCCGCCCGCCAUGCGCCCUGGCACCCUCGCACGCCUGCCCGGGCCUCCCGAGCUGACCGUCGACCCGGACUGCGCCAUCUGCCACCUCCCCCCCAACGCAAACUGCGGCUGCGAGGCCAAUGCCAUGGUCGCCGCCGUCAAGGAGGCAGAGUCCCGCGUCAUGAAGCCAGAGUAUCGCAAAGUCAGAGAAUGGGCCCGGCACCGCGCCCAAGACUACGUGCUCCAGUACUUUGGCCUGCUCUCGGAGCGCCGCAAGCAGGACUACCGUGCCCGCGUGGCCGAGCUGACCGACAACGCGCGGCGCUAUUACGGCGCCCUCCCGCACCCGAGCGACAUGCGCGCAGCCCACGAGCAGCUGCGUCGCGGCAUCAACGAGGACUGGAAGGCCAGCGUCACCCGCUACCCCGAGGUGCUCGACUACUUCUUCAGCCUCGUCAAGGUCAGGUACCCCAGCGACUCGGAUCCCCGGGUCAGGGACCCGCCGCUGUCCGCGAUGAACGGUAUUGUGAGGCGGUCAGGGCGGUGACGACGGGGGGCCAGGGAGGGGGUUGUGACUGAGGAUGAUUUUGUGCGAUCAUGACGAGCAAAGCACCUUUCUGAUGUUCGAGGGGCAGGCGGACGUGCGAUUGGGGGCAGCCCGUGGCAGACGAAGCAUCAGCCUACCCACAUGAUACGACGACUUUACGAUGGGACUCUGCCCGCAUUUUCAUGAUCUCGUUAUUUAGGCGCACCUAGGAGUUUUAAAAUGCUUUUGGUAUAUACAUCUCAGCCCAGCUCGCUCGAGUUCUCAAAUAUGUACAUUGCGCCUUGUAA